GAAUUUUUCAGCUCGAGUCGAGCUUAUCAUUUAUAUUUUAUUAAUACGUAUCACAAAUUUUAACUCGAUACUUUUUUCUCUUGUGUUAUUACUUAUAAAUUCCUAUAAAUAAUACUGUUUAAUUUCAGAUAUUAAUAGUGUAAAAUAAUUAUUCUAUACAAGUUAUUAUAUUCUUUUCGACGCUGGAAUGUUCUCGAUUAUUGCACCAGGUAAGAAAAAAAGAGUCAGCUAUGUCAUUUGUUAAUUUUCAUAAGAACAAAUUAAUUCCUUAUAAGCUAAAUUCAAUUUCGUUUUGUGUCACCAGAAAUUAAAUUCUAUUUUCGGUUUCAUAGCAUCUGCAUUGCUGGUGUUAAAUCACUUUUAUGAAUAUCAACUACAACCAUGCAAUAUAAUCCAAAAUUGCAUUAUUGUCAAUUGUUAUAAAUAUCAACCCUUGAUAUCAACUACAACGAUAGGUACUUCUAUGGAACCGUAGGCGUUUUGUCUGUCACGAAAUGAGUUUUUGGACCUUUUGUCCCCGGCAAUUAAUAAGAUAGGAAGUUUGGUCCCCAGCAUAUUUUGAUCAUAGUACAUUUGGUUAUCAGAUUUUUUAAAUUAUUAUUAUAUUUAUUAAUUUAUUCAAAAAGUUCAUUAUUUCACUAACAAUUAAUACAUUUAUUUUUAAUAAACAAUUAUUUAAAUGACAAAACUACAAAUACAAGUAUCAUACAAUAAAAUUAUAUACCGAAUUAUUUAUUUUUAGGUCAACUGACUUAAUGGUUUUUAAAUAAUAUAAAAACAUUUCAUCAUCAUUAUUAUGUUUAAAUACUGUAUGUCAGUUCAAUAUGAUUGUAAUUUCUUUUCCUUUAAACUAAUUGUUUUCGGCACCUUUAUUAUUUAAUUUUUUUUUUGUACCAAUGCAGUCUUUGCAGACUCAUUGUAUAUCUGUAAUAAUUUGAUAAAUAUGUAUAUGCGUUAAGAUGUAUAAUUUUUACAAUAUUUUAAAUUUAUUAUUGAAUCAUUUUUACACGUUAUUGGUCCAACUAUAGCCGUCUGUGACAUUGUAAAUACUCCACAUGUAUAGUGAAAAUAUUGGUGGAUAUUGUAUAAAAUAUGUUGUACUGUACUCAGUUGUUAUGAACUUGUAUGUCUUGUUAAUGUAAGUUAAAUCUAAAUAUCCUCUAAUUCCAACAAAGAUUUAAAAGAAUUGAAUAGUAGUGACAUUUCAAAAAAAUGUUUGAAUACCCAAAGAUUACAUAAUCCAAAUUUUAAAGUAGGUACAUUAAAACAAAUUAUAAAUUACCUUUUUUUCACAAUAUUUGUCAGAAGAAAUGCUAAGGCUGGAAUCUUUUAUGAGCACCAAAUUUCAAAACUGUUCCUAGUUAUUUUAUUGUAACUGUUCCAUUGUACAAGUCUUUGAGAACACAUUUAAUUUCACUUUUUUUUGUUCAUAAUAUGAAAAAUGAUUUUUAUUUAUUUAUUUUUAUUAUUAAACACUUCAUAUUUUUACUAUAUACGUACUACUAUACCAACAAAAUAUAACUCUGUAUAGUAUGUAGGAUUGUAGAAAUAGUAAGUACAAAAAUAUUUUAUCAAAUCGGUUUAUCUUAAUAACUUUUAAUAUACCUACUAAAUAUUAUAUAAGUACCUAUUUGAAAACCCCUUCAUUUAAUGUAUUAAUAUAAAUUUAGAAUUUCAUCUCACAAACCUGUUUGGCUGUUUAGUAUAUGUCAAACUCUUUAUAACUUAAUCUUUAGCCUAUAUAGGUAGUUACAACAAAAUGUUUGAAUACCCAAAGAUUAUAUUAUAGUUGUAUUAGACAUUUAGUUCAUUUUUAAAACAAUUUUUUUUUUAUUAAAUUAAAUUGUUAGUCAAAAACAAAUGUAUUAAUUUAUUGUUAAUAAAAUAAAGAACUUGAAAAAAUCAAUAUAUAAUAAUGACUUAAAAAACCUGUUUAAAUAUCCUAUAAUCAAAAUAUACCAGGGACUAAACGUCCUAUGGCUAAUAGCUAAUAACUCCUUAUGACCAAAUGUCUCUAUCUUAAUAAUUUCCGGGGACAAAAUGUUAAUAAACUAAUUUUUUGAUGGGGACGAAACAUUUGUUUCCCACUUCUAUGAAAUUCAAUGCUAUCUGCUUUGAUUGUAUCAUUAGUAAAGAGUGGAUGUUCAUGCAUUUGUAUAUUUUUUUUCUUUAAUAAUAAAAGUUGCAGAAUAGGAUAGAAAUUGUUUUUUUAUCUAUAGAAGACUAAAGCAAAAUUGUUAUAUUGUAUAUAUUUCCAUAUUUUGAUCCAUUUUUCUUUCAAAGCAUAUUUAUAUUUUAUUAAUGCGUAAUAAUACAUAUUUGGUAUCUUUAGAUUUUACUUGACAUCUAAUAUUGAAUUAUUUUCUAUUUCGGUUACUAUUUUAGAAAUUUUAUUUUUAUCGAUUAGAAAUACCUGAUAGGCAAUGGCUAAUAGGUACCUAUGAGUACUCUGAAUUACCGUGACAGUUUAUUGUUGUCCAUAAACCGAUUCGUGACUUCCAGGUACUUUCAUUUAGUAGUUUUUGCGAGAAGUUACUUUUUCGUAUUUUAUAAAUAUUUAUCAAUUUUUUUUUAAAAAAUUCAUUAGUGGCGCAAAUAUGAUCAUUUAUUUAUGAAUUUAGUUAACAAGUUUUUUCAACCAACGGAAAGAUUUUGUUUUGUAAACCAUUUGGGAUAAAAAUCAAUAUAAUGAUGUUUUUGCGCAUAUUUUUACAUUUUUUUAGGCAUAUAAUAACGUUUUAUUAAGCAUAUAUUAAAGUUUUUUGAAGCAUAAACAUCCACCCUUCAAUCAUUAGUAAGAUUGAAUUAGUACUAUGAUAUUUGUAACUUGUAUUGAAUUUUAAAAUUCAGAGUAAUAUAUUUGGGUUAUUUAGUCGAAAUUAUUGUAUUAACUCUGCACCCUACAAGCUUACCAAAUUAUCUUGUCUUAUUUGUCUUAUUGUAAUAUUAGGCUCAUUAUAACAUUUUUUUCCCCCUCUAAUAGGUGUUAAAUAAUCACUAAUCAUUGUUAUUAUUAACACCUUAGUUAUCUACAUACAAUUUCAGGCCUUCAGAAACUUGAUAUGUCAACUGCUGUAUUUAUUAGCUGUAACCAUAGACUUAUAAUAUAUAAUAUAUUAUGAGUCUAUAGCUGUAAUUAAUAACAAAUUAACAAAAUUAAAAUUUUUAUUUCCAUUUUUCUUAUGAUUUUUCUUCAUAAUUAGUUCAAUGUAUAUUCCAAAUCGUUUCAAUCACAAUAUAUUCGACACAUAUUUUAGGUUUGUUGAAUCAUUAUAUCACAAAAAUCCAUUUAUUCUCGCAGGAGAUUAUAAUUUACCUUCAGCUAAUUUCUCUAAUGCAGUAUCAUAUUUUAACAGUAAAUUAUCUUAUCUCAAUUUUUCCUAGUUUAAUAUAAAAAAUAAUAAAGAUGUAAUACUUAAUCUCAUUAUUUUCAACUCUUACCUCAACCUUAUAGAAAAUAUUUGUAGUCUUAUUGUUCCUAUCGAUCCACUGCAUCCCCUCAUAAAUGUACAUUUUAAAGUUAUUCAAAAUGAAAUAUUACCAUUGCAAUUGUUACAUCAGUUAAUGAUAAAAUUAUUAAUUGGAAUUCUGGUGAUUAUAUCUCUAUUAUAAAUAAUUUAGGUUCUAUAGCAUGGAAAAAACAUUUUUAAGAUAAUAAUAUCAAUGAUAAUCUAAAAUUAAUUUUAUUUAUUUAUUCAAUACAAAUGAACUGUUCUUAAGUUUACUAAUUCAUAUGAGAUUUAUUGGCAUUGCACUAUUUGUUUGAUCCCUAGUAGUACUUAUUUCAUACUACUUAUAGACAAUUUAAAUACAUCUACUAAUACUUAAUUUUCUAAUUCCUAUUCAAACAACUAAAAAGUAGAUGUGCGUUGAACAUUGGAAUGACCAAUAUUUACAAUAUAAUAACAGUUUAUAUUAUAUAAGUAGUGCAUAUUCUAGUGUCUAGUUAUUCUACAUCAAUAAAUUAAAUUAAGUCAGUGUGGGCAUAAAUAAAUAUAUAAUUAUUAUAUUAAUAUAAUAUUAUAAUUAUAAUAUAAUAUACCUGUGACUUUGAACACUGAACAGUGUGAACAAAUCACACUAAUUAUCAUACCUCAUGUUAUCAAUAUUAGGUAGGUACCUAAUCACAGUCUGGUUAUUUUCAAAUUGUGAACUGUAGUAACAGCUAGAAUCUAUACAGUUUUCGCGAUUGAAAGGAAUUAUAAGUAGCGCUCUAGUCGACACUAAUGAUAACGGGAAAAUAAGCACUAUAAUAGCAUUGAAAUAAUAGUAAUUUGGCCUAAAUGAUAUAUUACUAGUUUUUUUAAAAUUUCCUUAUGAUAACUAAUUUUUUUUACAAUUUGUAGUAAUAAAAGUUUGUAAAUUUGUUUAAACAUUUUAUAAUAGAAAUUGUCGACAUAAUUCAAUAUAUGUAUGAUUUUAGAAGACCUUUUGUCGAAGGUUCAGAAAUAGUUAAAUACAACCAUAUUAUUGAAAUAAGUUAAGGAGGAAAAAAGACGUCCUAGGAUAAUAGGGACGAGUGCAGUCACUGUUAUAGGUAAUCUAACGUAUACCUAUGAGCAAUGUAUAUAAUAUGUCUUAUACUAGUAAAAUAUUUAAAUAGACUUUAUAUAUUUUCUUUAAUAUUUGUUUGAUGUUUUCCGGUUUUUCACAUUUGCUGGGAAAAUCGGAAAAUGACCUGUUAAAAGUACUUCCCUAAUCAAAUUUCUUUUAGUAAAAAUGUUAUUAUUGUAAAUAGGGGGCAAAAUUGCUGGUCGAAAAGUUGUGCACAAAAAAAAUCUUAAUAUUUUAGUAAUAUAUUUCGUAUGUUUUCCCCAGUUUUUUUCUUUCGGUUUUUCAUGUUUGAUGAGAAAACUCUUGAGAUAAUCAAUAAAUGAUAAAAAAAAAAAAAUAAAAAAUAAACAUCUUUGUAAAAUCUAAAAUGAUAUAUUUAUUAAGAUUUUAAGACUAUGUUUGCAAACCAGUGAUCACGGUAAACCUCAAGAAUAGGUAGGUACAUUUUAAACACUGUACCUAUUAUAUAUUAUAUAUUAUGUAAGUUUAAUAUUAGUUUAUAUUUAAUUUAUACAGCUAGUAUAAUAAUUAUGGUCAUCCAUAAUAUCAACAAAUAAAGCUAUAUUUAUGAUUAUUACUUAGAAGUUCAGAAGUCAGUAGUCAGUAUGUAAUGUCUCAAUAUAUAACGUAAUCAAACGUACAUCUUCCUUCUUAGAGCAGUUCUAAUUCCACCAGGUAGCGACUCUUGCUUUCAAUCGCUAAUACGGUCACAGUUCAAAUUACAAUUCAAAAAUGACACAAACUACUUUAUUAAAUUAUAAAUACAAUGUUACUAAUUUAUUUUUUGAACUGUGAACUGUUAAGUUAUAGGUACUGAAACAGUUCAAAAUAGUUCAUCAAAAUGAAUAGUUCAAACAGACUUAACAUCUUUAAUCCCUAAAUUAAAUAUAUAUAAUAUCAAAUACCCUAUUUGGAUCAGUAAGGAAUUAAUUUACACAAUAAAACAAAAGAAAUAUGCUCAUGAUUAAUGCAAAAUAUCAAACAAUUUAAAGUUAUACAUUGAAUUCUCCUAAAAAUAACUCAAAAUACUUUUAGAAAUUUUUGAAUACCGGAAAGUUGACUUCUUAUUUAUCUAACUCAAUGUCUUAUCUAAAAAAAAGAAGUUUAAAAUAGGAAUAAUAUUGUUAACCUAUUUAAAUCAUAUUUUUCUAAUACAUAAAAUCCAAAUACAAUGAAUUUACCAAACAUAGAAUAUACCACAAGCAUCCUUGGCCCUAUUUAUUAAAUUCAAUUGAACUAUUUUAUUUCAAAAUGAACUCAAAAUUCUAGACAUAAACAACUUUUCUAUACAUCAACUAAAUAUAAAUAUAUAUUCUUCUUUUUCUAAUAUUAUAAUGUCUAUAGAAAAUUCUGUAAAUAAGUAGAUUUAUUUCACUCUUCACUUAAUGAUCUUUCUCCAUGUAUUCAUUAUCUUUUUCUUUACAUACACGGUUUAUGUACAUGCACCUGAUUUGUAUUUUUUUUUUUUCUUAACUGUCUUAUAUAUUUAAAAUUUAAUUCAAAUAUAUUCUAUAAUAAAUAAUAAACAAUAAAUAUUAAUAAUGUCUGAAAGUUUUUUGAUAAAGACAAAAAAGAUUUCAACCCUACCAAUAAUCAUUGACAGGUAUUAUAGUUUGAAAUAAAUUAUUUUCAUUUGUUAGGUGCAUGUUUUAUUUUUAUUUUAAUAUCAAUGUACAUUUAUCAUCAAAUAGUUGUAGUUACUUAAUAUUCUUUAUUGUGAAAGUGUUAAAAAUCUAAUUAUAAAAAACAACAUUACAUCAAUUAUUGGCAAUUGUAUAUCAAUUUUAUUUAUUUACUAUUUAAGUAGACUUGUUAAUAUUUUUCAGAUUUAAAUAGAAAGUAAAUAAAACUACUGUUUGUUUUGAUUUUAAUAAUUAUGGAUAAUAACAAAUGUCUUCAACUUAAUGAAAAUCCAAUUCAGUUUGAUCCUGCAAGUGUUAGCAAAACCACAAAUGUGUUCUACGAUGAGAUAACUGAACAGGUAAAUUUAAUUUACUUAUAAAUUUUAAUUUAAAUAUUCUCUUCUUCAUACAAUGGCCAAUUUUGAGUUUAGAUAAUCACUGUUCACUCUGGAGAGAUGACAGAAAUUAUUAUCACAUCUAGUAGUUGUUGUAAAGAAAAUAUGAUAUUUAAGUUAGAAGAUCGAGGACCAGUCUCAUCAAUAAAAAUGUCUUUGGACUGCAAAAUUUUAACAAUGAUGAGAACAUCAUUAUCUGUAGUAAGUUUAAAUACUUGGUUUUGUUUAUAAACUAAAAUUAUAUUACUUUUAUCUAGAAUUAAUUCAGUGCUAAAAAUAAUGUCUCAAAAACAUUUUACACUUAAAAAAUAUUUUAAGUGUAUUUAAUAUAAAUAUUUUAUUUUAUAUUAAUAAUAUUUUAAUUAAUUAUAUUUUUAUACUGUAUCAAUGGGGCACAGAUUUAUAUUGUCAAAAAAAGCACUUAAAAAUAUUUAAAAAAAAAAAAACAAAAGUGGUAGACGAGUUUUAAAGUCCCUACUCUGACUGUUUUCACCCCAUUAAAUACAUUAUCUAACACUGACAAAUGAUUAACUUAAGGUAUUUAUAACACAUAAUAAUUUAUUUGAAAAUUAUUUCUUUAAAAUAUACAUUUUUUUAGUAUUAAUAAUUAUUUUCCAUAAAUUAAAAACAAUAGAGGGAAAAACUUUUAAACUCCUAUAUCUUUAUUAAUUGAUUUUUAGAGCUUUUUUAAUGUUUAUAUGUGCUUUUUUGUGAAUUUUAAAUGCAUAUAAAUUCAUGCCUUUUAUAUCAAUAUUUUAUUUAUUGAUUCGCCAAAUGUAUUUAGUUUAAAAAUUUUAAGUUUUUAAAAUACAGUAAUGAACUAAUACAUACAGUUAAAUGUUUUAGUAGACAAAUAAUAAUAUCCAUAAUAAUGCAUAUUUAUUGUGGUAUAUAAUAUAUAUUAUUGAAAUGAUUAUACAUUUUUAUUGUGUAUAAUUCUUUAUAAUUUAAUUUAAAUUUUCAGGAACUAAUGGAUAUUAAAGAUAAUUCUUUGCAGAGCCCUUAUUUUUUGUACUGCAAGUUCAAAAAUGCUAAAUUAUUGGGAUUUAUUUGGACUGGUAAUAAUGAAAUAUUAUUAAUUAGUGAUAAAGGUGUAGAACUAUAUCAGGUAAAAUAAUAUAAGUUUCUUUAAUACUUGGAUGUAUACAAAUUUACAUAUUAUAUACUAUAUAUUUUGUUAUUAUAUAAUUUCAUUUAUGUUUAGGUCGAGGGUCAAAGGCCUAAGCAACGUAUAAUUUUUUCAAAAUCUAUAAACAUACAUGUAAACUGGUUUAUUUACUCAAAUCAUACCAAAAUUUUACUAUUGUCAAUCAAUUCCUUUGGAGAUUUUCAACCACUCCACAUCACACCAGGAAAUAUAACUAAAUUAACUAAAUUAGAAGGUAAUAAGAUUGUAGUUAUUGAAUAAUUUUAGUAUUCAGUAACAAUAAAUUAACUAUUUUAUUUGUAUGUAGUUGAUUUAAAUAUUUCUUCUAAUAUACCACAUCAAUCAAUUAGUGAACGAAAUAUUAUAUUAACACCUGUGUACAACAUACUAAGAAUAUUAGUUUUACCAACAAGUCAUAGCCAAAAUGAAAUAAUAGUCUUUACAUUAAACAAGUAUUGUGUAUUAUUAGAUUAUUAAUAUACAUUUAUAAAAUCAAAAUAAUAUCAUCAUACUUAUGUAAAUAUUACAGAAUGAUGGCAUUUAAAAAAUCUCAUAUUCUAAAACUAACACAUAUUGGGAAAUUGUUGAUUAAUAUUGUUGAUAAUUUAAUUGUUGUUCAUUACCAACAUACCAAAGUAUAUAUUUUUAAAACAAAUUUAUACAUUUUGUUAUUUCAUUCUUUUAUAUUUAUAUAUUUAUGUAUUUUUUUUUUUAGUCUUCUUCUGUAUUUGACAUAUACAUGGAAGCUGCAAAAGAAGAUAAUAUAUCACAAUAUUUGCCUAUUUUAGAUGAUUUAUCAAUUCAAAGAACUGUUACUAAAGAAGGAGGAUCAAAUUAUAUGUGUGAUCUAUGUAUCCUUUUUAUAUUUAAAGUUAAAAUUUAAACAACUGAGUAUAUUAAACAUUUGAAAAUUUUAGUAUAUUUUCUAUUUUAUAAAUAGAAAACUCAGUAUGUUAAAAUGAAAUAAAAAAUAAUUCAAUUCUAUCCUAAAAAAAAAAGCAAAACAUGCAAAAUUAAUAAAAUAAUUUAAAAUAAAAGGUAACUAAUUUUAAUAAAUGACAUGGGGUAGUAUGUUCAAAAAUUAGUUGAUUAUACACGAACAUAAUUUUUUUUUGUACACCUCUACUAUUUUAUCAUUCUAGAACGAGGGAGGAUGUAUAAUAUUGACACAACAUUUUUUUUGAGGAUAUUUUAAAUUUAUUGUUGUUUCAUAAAAGCAUUACUUUUUCGAUUAUCAGACCCAUAACCCUAAAUCCAAACUAAAUGAAUUAUUAUUGUUAUCAAAAUAUUAUUUUUUUUGGCUUAGUAAAACUCCUCUACUUUUAUUUUCCCAAUUUGUGUACUAAUGAAGAUCUAUAUCUUAGAUUAUAUAUUAAAAAUGAAAACAACCAAUUUUACCAUAAUAUUUAUUUAUUUUCCUAUCAAAAUAUCAUUAAAUGUUCUGUUAAUAAAUUUACAUAUUAGGUAAAAAAAAAUUAAAACUUAAAUAAUUUAAUCACACAACUAUUGUAUGAUAUUCCUCAGAGAAAUUCAAUAAUAAUGAAUUUUAAUUCUUUGUUCCUGUUUUGCCUUGAAAGAUUUGAUCUAUUGGAUUCUGAAUUGUUUGGAACUGCCUCAUUAAUUUGUAACCUCCUGGUUGUUUGAAUACUAAUCUGUAGACAUUUUUGAAUAAUUUGGUUAGCUCAUUAAUUAAAUAUUUACAUGUAUAUAUAGUAUACAUACAUAAUUAAAUACAUUCAUAGUCUGUUAAUAAUUAAUUAUUAAUUAUGUUAUGGUUAUUACCAUGGUUUAGAAAUAUUUAUUUUGGCAAACUUGCAUCAACUAUUAAAGCAGCUAGUGACCAAGAUUUGAAAUAGAAGAUGUUAUUGAGGUUCAUUAUGUAGUCUCAUGUAGCUGGUUUACUAUAAAUGUAAAUAUUCUUAAAGUGUUUUCUUUUGUUGUCGCUAAAUAAUAAUUUUAAAAUUUUCUAAUCUUCAAUUACCUUUGAAAUAUUAAUUUUAAAAAAUAUGUAGGCUAAAUAAGAGUCAUUAUGAGUAUAAAAUAUAAUAAUAUAUUUUAAGUUUCAAAUAUCCAUGAAUAGUAUUUUUAAACUAAAAUUCUUAUUCUUUGGUUUAAUAUCCAAUUUCGGAAAUGCUUAAAAUGUCUAUAAAAUAAAAAUUUGUACAAUUUUUAGAUUCUUUGGUAACAGUAUAGAAUGAUAAUGAGGAAACUUAUAUUUCAUUUUCAAGCUUUCUGACUUGAUAAAAAACAGUCUAAAAAAAUAAGUGAUAUAUUUUGAACAAUGGAUGGGCCACUGUUAUAGGUGAGAAGUUAGGAAGUAGGAUGUAGAGGGUAAUUUAAUAUAUAUCUGUGCACAAAGAUUAAUAAUCUGAGCUGAGUUCGGUUAUUAGUGUUGUUUUGUAAAUUUGAUUUGUACUUUAUUUUGAUCUGUCAAAAAAUAUGGUAAUAAAAUUCUUAUAAAAAAAACUAAUGCUUAAACCUCUAAAUUAAAUUUUAUUGUUUUAAUAAGGAUUGAAAUGAAAUGUUUACAGAAUGACAUACUGUUUGGAUAUGAAUAUUAUGAACUUCUUUCAGUUAUUCAACUAAUAGAAUAUUAAGUUAAUAUUGAAAUUAAAUAAACUCCAAUUGAAAUUAAUUUAAUUUAUUAUUGUUAUUAUUAAUUUUCUUAUUCUAUUGUCAGGAAAGAUAUAAUGAGCUUAUGAUAACUGAAUUAGCCAUGAUACUUUUAUUUACAUUGUAUGUAUGUGUGUGUGUUAGCGGUGGAAAAAAUCCGAAUUUUGAAUAGUUCAAGAAUCUGAAUUCUUGAAUUUUAAUCUUGACAGAUUUAAUUUGCUCAAGAUACAUUAUUAUCUGAAUUCACAUAAGUAAUGUAUAUAUUUUUGUAAUCAAGGAGUAACCUUCAUAACAUGUUAAAAGUAAAAAUUUUAAAUGACCAGAAUAUAUCAAUGAUUGCAUUCAUAGAUAUAAAAGAGGGGUUCGACUUGCACCUAUAUUAAAAAUUUCUCAAAAUGAUUUUCUGAUUACAUUCACUCGCAGUGUCACUAAUGUAUGUGAAACAACAUGUGUAUUAACAACUGAUCAUGGAAUUUUCUUUACAUCCAGCCUAGAAAUUUUACUCCCAGCGUAUAUUAAUAAGUUAACUUCAAAAACAUAUAUAUCAUUACACUCAACUUUUUUUAGUUGACCACUAAGUAUAACUUAUAAUGAAUCUCAUAUCAAAUUGUCAAGCAUUUCUAAUUAGGUCUAACAAUGUUAUCGGCAGAAUACCCAACAAAUAUAUAAUUGACAUGGAAAACUAUUAUAACUAAAUAGCUCAAAAAUUGUUCAAAUGUUUUAAAAAUGUUACCACUUCCAUAAAAGUCAAGUAUGACGAAAAUCCCUUGGAAAAUCAAAAAGUAAAAUCACUAAAGUAUGACCCUGAUAAAAUUUCCUUUAAGUAAAGGUACUAUUACUUGAAAAUUAGAAGGAAAUUUUUGUUUGAAAAAAAAAAAAGAUAAGAAACUUUGUAAAACUAAUACAUUCCAGCUUUACAUAUAAAUCUAUGAUUAUUGUAACAUUUUUUUUUUUUUAAAUACAUACAGUGAGUGUAAAAAGUACACCUUACAUUUUAAAAUAAUUAUACAUUUUUCUCCGUGAUAUCUUAAUUUUCUCGAUAAAUUAACACAUGUGCAUAUUAUUCUUUUAUGAUUUUUAAUUAUAUUAAAAAAAAAAAACCGUGGUAACAGUUUUAUUAAUAAAAAUAUUCAAUAGUAAACAAAACAAUAAAUAUUUGUACACCUAAGUAUUUUAUCAAAAAAAAUGCCUCUAAUUCAUUGUUUAGCCCCAUUUAAUACUUUGUAGGGUACCCUUUGGACUGUAUAAUAGCCUCCUAAAAGUUAGACAUUGAAUUAACCAGGUUGUUUCUAUUGUGAUUUUAUUCGAUUUCUCUUUUAGAGCUUUUUUUAGAGUUCUCUUGCUUGAAAUAUUGUGAUUUCAAAUUUUUCUGUCCAAAUAAUCCCAUAAAUUCCUUAUAGGUUUAAUGUCUGGAAACUGGUAGUGUAACGAGAUAUUCAGUUAGGUAUAUUUUUAGACAACUAAGCCUCAAUUUUUUUUGCAGUUUUCCUGGGAUCAUUAUCUUGUGUUAAUAUAAAAUCAUCUUUGAUUCACAUUUUUUCAGCACUGUCUUCAAGAUUUUUCUUCAAAAUAUUUAAAUAAAUAUCUUGGUUCAUAAUUCCUUUAAUAAAAUGCAAGUUUCCAACACCCUGAGCACUCAUACAUCCCCAAACCAUUGCAGAAUCUCCAUACUUUACUGUAGACUGUAAAUUCAUUGGUUCUAUUUCUGUAUUUACUUUUCUCCAUACAAAACAUCUUCCAUUGGCGCCAAAAAUAUUAAAUUUACUUUCAUCUAUAAGUAUAACUUUGUUUCAAAAGUUAAUGGAGUAAUGUAAGUUAUUAUUUGCAAAAUCAAAUCUCUUUUGUUUAUGGUAAUUAUUAUUUUUUAAACAAUUUCUAAUUUACUAUACUUGCACAGACACUACUCCAGAAAAAUUUGCAAGAUCUUGUGUUAUUUUAGGAGCGCUAAUUUUUGAAUUAAGCUUGACUUUUUGUGUAAUUACAUUUAUCUUGGUCAGAAAGUUUUUUCAGACGACCAGAUUGUCGCUUAUUUUCGUGACUUUUCCACUCAAUGUAUUGAUUUAUCUAAUCUUUCACAGUACUAUGAGUUCUGUUGACAAUUUUUGAUACUUGGCAUACUGAUUGACAUUGAUUAUGCAAUUGAAAAAUUAGUUCACAUUCAGUUUUGUCUCACUUUUUUUUUUUGACUCAUCUUGUGAUAGAUUUUAUUUCCACAAUAUUUCAAAGCUAACUGAAUUGGGAUAAUCUUUUAAUGUGACAAUUUGUUUAUCUUAUCAGUUUCUAAUAACAUUAUAUUGUGAGUAAACAGGCCAUUCCAUAACUAAAAUAAAAGUAUACGAAUAUUUAUUGUUACUAUUUCAUAUUUCAUAUUUUUUUUUUUUUUUUGUAUAUUUACUGGAAGAAAAAUAAGUGCAUGUAAAUGCCAACAAAAUAAAUUAAAUUCAUGCUCUUCCAUAUACUUUUCAGAUAGUUCUUUUUUUUGAUUAUGGUACCAGAUAUUUUAGUCAAAGUAAAAAACAAGCAGAAUGGAUUAUUAUUUUUGUUUAGCUUCAUUUUUCAAUAAUUUUGAACAUGCAUCCUUUCUAACCUAUAAUCUUUCAUAUGCUUGAUGUUCAAACAUAAAGCAUCCAAACACAUACCAUCUUAAUAAAUACUAUUAAUUUUUUUUAAAAAAUUUAAACAAAAUUUUAACAUUUAUAUAAUAUAAAUCAAAUCUAAAUACAUGAUAUAGAAUAAUAUUAAUUAAAAAUUAUGCUAAUGUUUCUUUAAUGAUCACAAUUAUAGAUUCCAGCAUUUGUAUUUCAUUUCAACCAAACAUAAUAAUAGAUGCUAAAUUAGGUUAUUUAUGGUAGGUACUUGUGGUAUAAUGUAAUUGAUUAUAAUUUUUCAAUUCUGAUUUAAUAAUUUGAAUUUUCAGGCAUUUGAAACUAAACUUAACUGCUGUAUCCAAGAUAAUUAGAAAUAAAUGUUCACUUAUUGAUUUUCUUCUUUUACGACCGAAAUCAAAAGAUGCCACUAUGCAGGUAUUAUUAUGAUUAAUAUUAACAUAUUUAUAAUUGUAGUCAUUUACGUAGCACAUAUAAUAAUAUAUAUAUAUUAAUAAUCAUUAAUGUGAUUGUUAUCUAGGCUUUGCAAAAUAUGAUAGUGCACAAAAGCAGUGAUUUAAUUGAAAUUGGAAAUGUUUUUGACCAUUUGAAUAUUGUUUACAAGAAACAUCUUAAUUAUCAUAUCAUGAACUCUACUCCUUUAUCAAAUGAUUAUAUGAUUGUUGCUGAUUCAUUACGAUGUAAAGUGGUGAUAGAACAGUUGGAUGUUUACAAGCAUGUCUUUGUUAAACUAGUUGAUCAAUUAGAAAAUACCAAAGGUAUAUAUUCAAUUAAAUAUUUGUCUACAAGUGAGAUAUGAUGUAUUUAUGUAUUUAUAAAAAUAAAAGCAAGGAUAAGAUAAGAUGACUUUACUUGCAUUAGGAGUUAUUUCUCAUUAAAGAAAUAAUUAAAAUAAAAUGGGUUUUUGUUUUAGUAUUUUUAUUUUUUAGAUCCACUUUAA
Molecule: messenger RNA, 13877 nt
Organism: Cinara cedri
Lineage: Eukaryota; Metazoa; Arthropoda; Insecta; Hemiptera; Aphididae
Source: the annotation of a GenBank genome assembly